AUGAAUCGUGGUGGAUUUGGAUACAACAGAGGAGGUUUCAAUAGGGGAACUUUCGGUCGUAAUCGUGGAGGUUUUGGAGGUAGGGGUUUUGGGCCGAAUCGUGGUGGUGGUGGGAGACAGGGAGAAGGAGGAGGCCAAAUGGAUCUCAGAUCAAAUUCAUGGAAGCGCAAGGAGGUAACACCAGUUGGGGAAGAGAAGUUAAAGCCAGUUGAAGAAGGGGCUGCGGGGGAAGAUCGGCAGAAGCAAAGUCAAGACUCAGAUCUGUCCAACUGGGAGAAGAGUCAAGAGAUGCCACCAGAGAAGCAGAGUUCAUGGGGCUUGCAAGGGGCAAUUGCAACUGGUGAGGGGGAUCAGAAAGAAAUAGUGAAUGCUAAACAGAUAGAACAUGAGUUCAUGAACCUGAUUGGAGCAGCUUCAUGGAGGUGGAUUGCUAGGCCUGUAGGAGAAGUGGGUGCUAAAGGAGUUCUACAGACAGCUUGGUUUAGAGUUAGGAAAAUUCCAGCUGAUCAGAGAUCUAUUCUAACCCUUGCUAAAGUAGGAGGGCUAGUUGGAAAAGUCAUGGAAAUAGAUGAGGAAUCUCGAUUCAGAUAUGAUUAUGUCAGACUGAAGAUUGCUUGUAGAGAUAUUUCCAAAGUUCCAAAAACUGCAGAAGGAACUCUAGGUCUGUAUAUUAUUGACUUUGAAUUUGAAAGAGAGAUCCCUGAUGGAAAAGGUGAGAGGAUGCUGAGAAAUGGUAUUAAAGUUGGGGAGGAUGCUCAACCUCCACAAAAAACCCAAAAGUGA
Messenger RNA from Sorghum bicolor (sorghum), 783 nucleotides. RefSeq names its product rRNA 2'-O-methyltransferase fibrillarin-like. Lineage: Eukaryota; Viridiplantae; Streptophyta; Magnoliopsida; Poales; Poaceae. The transcript is spliced from 3 exons. The record is from RefSeq and is a predicted model, not a curated record. Bases 1 to 783 code for a protein of 260 amino acids.